CCGACAUCAGCCAUGUCAUCCAGGCCUUUUGAAAGUCCACCUCCUUACAGACCUGAUGAAUUCAAACCCAAUCAUUAUGCACCAAGCAAUGACGUAUAUGGUGGAGAGAUGCAUAUUCGACCGAUGCUCUCUCAGCCAGCGUAUUCUUUCUACCCGGAAGAUGAAAUUCUCCACUUCUACAGAUGGACCUCUCCUCCAGGAGUGAUUCGGAUUCUGUCUAUGCUCAUUAUCGUGAUGUGCAUUGCCAUUUUUGCCUGUGUUGCCUCCACUCUUGCCUGGGACAGAGGCUAUGGAACCUUAAUGGGAGGUGGCAUGGGCUACCCUUAUGGAGGAAGUGGCUUUGGUAGCUACGGAAGUGGAUAUGGCUAUGGUUAUGGCUACGGUUAUGGCUAUGGAGGAGGCUAUACAGAUCCAAGAGCAGCAAAGGGAUUCCUGCUGGCCAUGGCUGCCUUUUGUUUCAUGGCUGCAUUGGUGAUAUUUGUUACCAGCGUUAUAAGAGCUGAAAUAUCUAGAACAAGAAGAUAUUAUUUGACUGUGAUAAUAGUGAGUGCUAUCCUGGCCAUUAUGGUGUUUAUUGCCACAAUUGUCUAUAUAAUGGGAGUCAACCCAACUGCCCAGGCAUCUGGGUCUCUCUACAGUUCACAAAUAUAUGCCCUCUGCAACCAGUUUUAUACACCUGCAGCUGCUGGAGUCUAUGUGGAUCAAUAUUUAUAUCACUACUGUGUGGUGGAUCCCCAGGAGGCCAUUGCCAUUGUGCUGGGGUUUAUGGUUAUUGUGGCUUUUGCUUUAAUAAUUUUCUUUGCUGUGAAAACUCGAAGAAAGAUGGACCGGUAUGACAAGUCAAACAUUUUGUGGGACAAGGAACGUAUUUAUGAUGAGCAGCCCCCCAAUGUCGAAGAGUGGGUUAAAAACGUUUCUGCAGGCACACAAGACAUGCCUCCUCCCCUUUCUGACUACGUGGAGAGAGUGGACAGUCCCGUGGCCUACUCCUCCAAUGGUAAAGUGAACGAGAAGCGACUGUAUCCAGAGUCUUCCUAUAAAUCAACACCGGUGCCUGAAGUGGCUCAGGAGCUGCCAGUGACUUCACCUGUGGAGGACUUCCGGCAGCCUCAUUACAGCAACAGUGGUAACUUGGAGACGCUUUCAAAAAGGGCUCCCUCGAAGGGCAGGGCAGGAAAGUCGAGGAGAUCAGAGCAAGACCACUAUGAAACAGACUACACGACGGGCGGCGAGUCCUGCGAUGAGCUGGAGGAGGACUGGAUCAGGGAAUAUCCACCUAUCACUUCAGAUCAACAAAGACAACUCUACAAGAGGAAUUUUGACACUGGCCUGCAGGAAUACAAGAGCUUACAAGCAGAACUUGAUGAGAUCAAUAAAGAACUCUCUCGUCUGGAUAAAGAACUGGAUGACUAUAGAGAAGAAAGUGAAGAGUAUAUGGCUGCUGCUGAUGAAUACAAUAGAUUGAAACAAGUUAAGGGAUCUGCAGAUUACAAAAGUAAGAGGAAUUAUUGCAAGCAGUUGAAGAGCAAAUUGUCACACAUUAAGAAGAUGGUUGGAGAUUAUGAUCGACAGAAAACAUAG
Messenger RNA from Mesoplodon densirostris (Blainville's beaked whale), 1581 nucleotides. It is a transcript of the gene OCLN, whose product is annotated as occludin. Gene Ontology annotation, biological process: bicellular tight junction assembly. Gene Ontology annotation, cellular component: cytoplasmic vesicle; apical plasma membrane; bicellular tight junction. NCBI's taxonomy places the organism in Eukaryota, Metazoa, Chordata, Mammalia, Artiodactyla, Ziphiidae. The record is from RefSeq and is a predicted model, not a curated record. The transcript has 8 exons. Bases 13 to 1581 code for a protein of 522 amino acids.